Molecule: messenger RNA, 2556 nt
Organism: Trypanosoma brucei brucei TREU927
Lineage: Eukaryota; Euglenozoa; Kinetoplastea; Trypanosomatida; Trypanosomatidae
Product: beta prime COP protein
Exons: 1
Coding region: 1-2556 (851 amino acids)
Biological process (GO): intra-Golgi vesicle-mediated transport; retrograde vesicle-mediated transport, Golgi to endoplasmic reticulum; intracellular protein transport
Cellular component (GO): COPI vesicle coat
Molecular function (GO): structural molecule activity; protein binding
Source: RefSeq, a predicted model, not a curated record
AUGAUGUCACCGCCCGAAACAUUAAUGGUAGCAAAUAGUGACCGUGUCAAGAUGGUUGACAUGCAUCCGAAAGAACCACUUUUUCUUUGCUCGCUGUACUCCGGCAUCAUUAACUUGUGGAACUUUGAGACCCAAGCGCUGCUCAAAUCAUUUGAUACGGGCACGGGACUUCCCGUUCGUUGUGUUCGGUUUAUACCCCGAUUGCAAUCGUUUGCCUGCGGUACGGAUGAUAUGCAAGUCCGUGUAUUUAACUAUAACACAAUGGAGAGGACACGAACCUUUCAGGCUCAUGACGAUUACAUUCGUGGAAUUGUUGCACAUGAGACUCUUCCGAUUUUACUGACAUGUUCGGAUGACAUGACAAUUAGACAAUGGGAUUGGAGUCGUGAUUGGGCACUUGUAGAGACUUAUGAGGGGCAUCAACACUACGUUAUGGGUAUUGCAAUGAACCCAAAGGACCCUUCCACAUUUGCCACUGCUUCAUUGGAUUGCACAGUAAAGGUAUGGAGUUUGAAUAGUCCCGUGUCAAACUUCCAGCUCGAGGGACAUGAAGAUGGUGUGAAUUGUGUGGAUUAUUAUCCGGGAGGUGACAAGCCAUAUUUAUUGAGUGGAGCGGAUGAUCGUACUGUGCGACUCUGGGACUAUCAAACCAAAGCUUGCCUGCAAGUUUUCUCGCAUCAUACGGCAAAUGUCACCGCUGUUCUGUUUCACCCCAGCCAACCGCUAUUGUUUACACUUGCAGAGGACAUGGAAAUGAAGGUGAUCACCACCGACACGCACCGUUUAGUACUUAAUCUCGAUCAUUCUCGUAUGAAUCGUGGUUGGUCCAUGACAACGAAGAAACACGCGAGUGCUCUGGUGGUUGGUUAUGAUGGUGGUACUGUUGUAUACAAAGUGGGUGAUGACAGGCCCGUUUUUACGAUGGAUUCCAAUGGAAAGAUCCUAUUGGUGGUUGGUAAUGAUGUAAGACGUGUAGAUGCAAAGGGCAUUCCAGCGGAUGUGACUGACGGUGACGUGUUGGCACUUCCUUCGAAGGAAAUGGGAACGUUGGAGUCGCGUCCAACCGCUAUUGUGUAUGGACCCAGUGGGCAGUUCGUAGCAGCGCUUGGGGAAAGUGACUUCACUAUACUUUCAUCGCUUUCCAUGCGGUCAAAAGCAUUCGGUAAAUGCAUGUCGUUCGUUUGGGGUCCGGACAACGGUUCGUAUGCUGUGAUGUUGUCGCCUAGGGAGGUACGUAUUUGCAAAAAUUUCAAAGAUCGUGGGGCCAUAUCUCUUGUAGACAGUGCUGAGAGGUUGUUUGCUGGACCGCUGCUUGGUGUUUGCACGGCAUCCAGCCUAGCGUUUUAUGAUUGGGCGACGUUAAGUUUUAUACGGCAAAUUGAUGAGAGCCCCAAGGCGGUGCAGUGGACUGAAAACGGUGAGUUUGUUGCGAUAGUCACCGACUCAGCCUUCUUUACAUUGCGGUUCAAUAGUGACGAUGUGGUGGAUUAUUUUGAUGCGCAUGACACCACACCGGAGGAGGGGCUUGAUUUUGCUUUUGAAGUUGUGGAGGAGGUUAUGGAGAGCGCGAAGGAAGUGUUAUGGGUAAGUAACUGUGUUGUGUUCAUCAACCAAGCGCAUCGACUUUGUUAUUACGUUGCGGGAGAAAUCAACAGCAUUGCGGUGGUGUCCCGUGAUCAAUACCUCCUUGGGUACUUGCCCAAGGAGAACAGGGUUCUUUGCAUUGAUAAGGACCUGAACAUUACAAGUUACCUAAUUCCUCUCGGUAUAAUUGAAUGCAUGACUGCUGUGGCUCGGGGAGAUUUGGUGGCCGUUCAAGCGCUGGUUCCUCCGCUUGGGGCACGUGAGAAAUUAUUGGUCGCACGUUUCCUGCAGUCAAGGAAAUACCUGGAGUUGGCGCUGGAGGUUACAUCAGAAGAUGACCAUCGGUUCGAAUUGGCACUGCAACUGGGUCGACUGACGAUGGCGGAGGAAAUCGCUAAACAAUCGGGUUCAGUUGGCCAUUGGAAGCAGCUUGCGGACGUGGCACUUACGAAGGGCGCGUUUCAACUGGCGAAGGAGGCCUUAUGUAAAUGUGGGGAUAGUAAUGGUCUGCUUUUGCUUUACUCAUGCGUGGGUGAUAUGGAAGCUAUUUCAAAGUUGGGUGACACCUGCGUGGCGAAUGGGAGGCUAAAUAUCGCUUUCACUUGUUUCCACCUAACAAGGCGUUACGCAGAUAACGUGGAUUUGCUUUGCCGCACAGGCAAACUUGCGGAAGCUGCCUUUUACGCUCGCACACACUGCCACGGAAAAGUUGACGAAGUUGUAGAAAAGUGGAAACUGGGGCUUGUCCGACUUCCGCGUGUAUCGGAAGCUAUUGCGAAUCCCACGGCAUAUCCCAAUCUUUUCCCUAACAUGCGGAUGAACGCACCGGCGGCUGCGGUGGUGGAGGGCAGCACCAUUAAAUUCGAAAAUGAUUUAGCGGCGACCAAAAACGGCAGUGCGGUGUUGUCAGCCAGUGGUGUUGGUGUUGGUGUUGGUGUUGGUGGUGACGACGACGAAUGGGGUGAGCAGUAA